AUGCAGUUCGGACAUACUUCAACAGAUCUACCAGCGCCCAAGCCCGCUAUGACGCUGCAUGAAAGUGAAAGUAUUCCGUUUGCGGCUCUCUCCGAGAAAAGCCCACCAAGACCAGACGUCGGUGCGCCCCAAGAAGCGGCACCGCAUCCUCAGAAGGACCCAGGCUGGUCGUCCCAGGGAUGGAUCAAGGCCCGCCGUGCGCCUCAGGCCCAAGAGUCUUCUCGAAAACGAGUCACCACUGUGCGACAUCAAAACCUCGUUCUACUAUACUGUAUUACCCGGUGA
Molecule: messenger RNA, 285 nt
Organism: Drepanopeziza brunnea f. sp. 'multigermtubi' MB_m1
Lineage: Eukaryota; Fungi; Ascomycota; Leotiomycetes; Helotiales; Drepanopezizaceae
Source: RefSeq, a predicted model, not a curated record